AAAAGGAGAAUUAUUUCAAAAUGGCUAAUCGGACCGUGAAAGAUGCUCACUCAGUUAAAGGAACUAAUCCACAGUAUUUAGUAGAGAAAAUUAUACGAACUAGGAUUUAUGAAAGUCGUUAUUGGAAAGAAGAAUGUUUUGCAUUAACUGCAGAACUGAUGGUUGACAAAGCAAUGGAACUGAAGUAUAUUGGUGGAGUUUUUGGUGGAAACAUUAAGCCAACACCGUUUUUAUGUUUAGUAUUGAAAAUGUUACAGAUUCAACCUGAGAAAGAUAUUGUUGUUGAAUUCAUCAGAAAUGAAGAUUUCAAAUAUGUGCGUGCCCUAGGAGCAAUGUAUAUGAGACUUGUUGGAACAUCUUUAGACUGCUUCAAAUAUCUGGAGCCUUUGUAUAACGAUUACAGGAAGUUGAGGAGACAAAAUAAAUCUGGAGAAUUUGAAAUUGUGCACAUGGAUGAAUUCAUAGAUGAACUUUUGAGAGAAGAGAGAAUUUAUGACAUUAUUUUGCCCCGCAUUCAGAAAAGGAGUGUGCUAGAAGAUACGAAUCAAUUAGAACCACGAAUAAGUGCUUUAGAGGAAGACAUUGAAGAUGUAGAGUCUUCAGAAGAAGAAGAAAUUAUUGAGCCUCGCCGUAGUCCAACACCAGAAAGGAAACGAGGGAGUCACAAAGAAGAUAAAAGUUACAGAAGCCCAUCCCCACGAGGGAGAAGAAACAGAAGUCGCUCUCCACACAGAAGAGAUAGAAAAAGCCCUGUUAGCAGAAGAAGAAGUAGUUCUAGAAACAGAGAUCGCCGCCAUCGUUCACCUGUUACGAGGCACAGAGAUGAUGACAGAAAGAAACGCAGUAAGAAAGCCAAACGGGAUCACAGAGAACGCAACCGAGAUACUGACAGGCACCGGGAUAGAGGCCGUGAGCGUGACCGUGACCGUGAUGACAAGAGAGACAGAGACAGAGGUCAUAGAGGGGGCCGAGAUGAGAUUCGAGAGGCCAAUGAACUCAGAGCCAGGCUUGGGAUGGCCCCUCUUAGGCCUUAGUGUGAAUGCAUUCAAGUUUUAGUGUUUGUAAAAACAUUAAAACCAAAGUAAACCACUCCGGUUCAUCAUCUCUUUGUAAAUAAAUUCAUCUUUGUUAUAAACUCAUCAUUUUUAUUAA
Molecule: messenger RNA, 1152 nt
Organism: Octopus sinensis (East Asian common octopus)
Lineage: Eukaryota; Metazoa; Mollusca; Cephalopoda; Octopoda; Octopodidae
Product: pre-mRNA-splicing factor 38A
Exons: 9
Coding region: 21-1034 (337 amino acids)
Cellular component (GO): precatalytic spliceosome
Source: RefSeq, a predicted model, not a curated record